Molecule: messenger RNA, 837 nt
Organism: Miscanthus lutarioriparius
Lineage: Eukaryota; Viridiplantae; Streptophyta; Magnoliopsida; Poales; Poaceae
Source: the annotation of a GenBank genome assembly
AUGUCUUGCCGCCGCCUCCUCACGCUCUUCGCCGUCGCCGCUUCGCUUGGCGUCAUGAUAGCCGGCGAAAUAUCCAACUGUGCGUCCUCGGGCACCUACACCGACGGUAGCCAGUACGAGAAGAACCUCGCCGAGCUCCUCGCCAAGCUGUCCAGCGCGGCGGCCGCUGGUAACGGCUCGUUCCACAGCGGCAGCGUCGGCUCCGCAGUGCCCGACCAAGCGUGGGGCCUCGCCAUGUGCUACGCCGAUUGCAACGCCACGCGGUGCCAGGACUGCCUCCGGGAGGUCGCCUCUAUCGGCGGGUUCACGGAGCUGUGCCCGGACGCCGCGCACAGCAGGAACGUGAGCUUCUCAGACUCCGACGCGUGCCUCCUCCGGUACGCGGACGCGCCGUUCUUGGGCUCCGCCGACACCGACGACAGGUGGCAGAGUAGCUCUGGGUUCGACGUCGACGUCGCGGACAUGGCCAGCAUGAACACGACGCGGUGGCGGCUGCUGAGCCAGCUCGUGGAGAGGGCCGCCGGCCACGACCAGCCCCAGCGGCUCGCCUACGGGAGCCUGGAGUACACGGACGCGCGGAACGGCUCUCAGAUGGCGGUGUACGGUCUGGCACAGUGCACCGGGGACCUGGAGCCCAGCGAGUGCACAAGCUGCCUCAUGUACCGCCUCGCCCUGGUGUCGUCGGGGAACCACACCGGCGCCACGCGCGCCUCCAUCUGGGGAUUCAGCUGCUACCUGAGGACUGAGGUACCAGGUGAACGACCCGAUCAUCGUCAUCGGCAGCCCGGCGCCGUCUCCGCAGCCUGCUGCGACUCCAUCAGGGUCGGUACGGAUUAA